AUGGAAGAAAGUAAAUCUCCUAGAGAUCCUAUGGAUGUGGACGUUGUAGAAAAUGUUGCCACUCCAGAAGUUCAAUCAACUGAUACUCCACCGUCCGUAAAACUAAAAACUAAAAAAUCAAAAUGGGAGUCAGAGAGUGAAAACGAGGAAUCAGAAAGUGAACGAAAAUUUAAUAAAAAAAAACGUGGUGCAAAAAAAGCUUUAAAACCUACUGUUGAUUCUGAAGCUGAUGAACUUAGUUCUCAACAUGAAAGUGCAACUGAAGGUGUAAAACGUUUAAAAGUCUCAAUUGACACUGCUGAAUCUCCGUCAAUAAAAUCCGUUUCACCCGCUGCUGAAUCUGUAAACGAGAUCACUGAAGUACCUUCUCCACAAGAAAAUACUGUUUCAACUCCACAAUCUAUGGUUGAACAAAUAAUUAAACCUGUAUCAACAAAACCACCUAUGCUUACAGGUUGUCGUAGUGUGGAUAAUUAUGAAAAAUUGAAUAGAAUUGAGGAAGGUGCAUAUGGUGUUGUUUUUCGUGCCAAAGAUAAAGCUACUGGUGAAAUUGUUGCUUUGAAAAAAUUAAAAUUAGAUAAAGAAAAAAAUGGUUUCCCUAUUACAUCUUUACGGGAAGUACAUACGUUACUUUUGGCUAAACAUCCAAAUAUUGUUAACGUUAGAGAAAUUGUAGUUGGAGAUGCAUUAAAACAAAUAUUUAUUGUAAUGGAUUUUAUAGAACAUGAUCUUAAAAGUUUAAUGGAGGAUAUGCAAAGUCCUUUCUUACAAUCUGAAGUCAAAACAAUAAUGCUUCAACUUUUAUCUGCUGUUGCAAUGUUGCAUGAUAAUUGGAUUAUUCAUCGUGAUUUAAAAACUUCAAAUUUAUUAUUAAAUAAUAGAGGACAAAUUAAAGUGGCUGAUUUUGGUUUGGCGAGAAAAUAUGGUAGUCCUUUAGGUCCAAUGACAGAAUUGGUUGUUACACUUUGGUAUCGAGCACCCGAGUUGUUACUAGGUGCCAAGAAAUAUUCUACGGCUGUUGAUAUGUGGUCCGUCGGAUGUAUAAUGGGGGAACUGGUUAAUAAAGAACCUUUACUACCAGGCCGGACAGAAAUUGACCAACUAGAUAAGAUAUUUAAAUUGUUAGGUAUGCCCAACGAAAAAAUAUGGCCAGGGUUUUCAAAGCUACCCCAUGCUAAAAAUAUUCCUUAUUUAAAACAAUCACAUAAUUCGAUACGUAGUCGAUUUCCAUAUUUGACAGAAAAUGGUAUUGACUUAAUAGCAAGAUUGUUAACAUAUGAUCCAACAAGACGAAUUACUGCUGAAGAGGCUUUGAAACAUCCCUAUUUUACCGAAAGCCCUUUGCCUAAGGAUCCAGAAAUGUUUCCAACUUGGCCUUCGAAAGGCGGUGGUGAAAAGCGUAAAUCUUUUGUAAGUCCAUCAGCUCCAAAUGUUGCGCACGGAAUUGGUGAAUUGGAUGAAGAAGAUCAAGCAUUUCUAGGUUCUAUUUUUGAGAAUCAGGGUGGGAAUGAUUAUGGUUUUCGAUUAAAGGUCUAA
Molecule: messenger RNA, 1536 nt
Organism: Dentiscutata erythropus
Lineage: Eukaryota; Fungi; Glomeromycota; Glomeromycetes; Diversisporales; Gigasporaceae
Source: the annotation of a GenBank genome assembly